Cottoperca gobio is the source of this 3042-nucleotide messenger RNA. RefSeq names its product LIM domain only protein 7-like. The transcript has 3 exons. The record is from RefSeq and is a predicted model, not a curated record. Gene Ontology annotation, biological process: regulation of cell adhesion; regulation of signaling. NCBI's taxonomy places the organism in Eukaryota, Metazoa, Chordata, Actinopteri, Perciformes, Bovichtidae. Bases 335 to 1681 code for a protein of 448 amino acids.
ACAUGAAGCAACAGUGUGACUUUGAUGUGCCUGCCUGAUGAGAGCAAACUAGAACGCUUCUCUUGCCCUCAGUUUGCAUGGUUAUUGUAACCAUGAGCAACAUCCUUGGUUGUACAGUAGUAUGCUGCCUCUAACAGUGCUCUGUAGUCUUUUGUUUGUUGGUUUCUGUUUGACUUGUUUUGAGAUUUGCUCUGCGGCACGUCCCUAUUUGUGCCUUCUGACUUGUAUGGGCUUGGAGGAGUGCUUUGAGUUGUCAACAUAACUCCUCAAAUCAAAUUGUGCCUCCUUUACGGUUUGGUUUUGGGCUUGCAUUGGUUUGCUAAUCCUUGCAGUCAUGUCAUUAUGCUCCUCUUUGCGUGACUGGCGUGCUGUGCUGCUGCUGAACAUUUCUUUUGACACGUUGGUUUGGCUGUCUCUCUUGAGCAGCAGCAGUAUCAACACUGGGGAAAUGCAGCCCCCUGAGCAGGGCUCCGUGAGGGUGGACCACCGCCGGCCCGUGUCCACUGACAGCCUGUUCAGGGAGAUAUACGGUGACUCUGAGGAUGAGGACGAGGAGGAGGGCUACGCUGACCCCAUCCAAGAUGAUCUCUACUCCCGCAAGAUGGGCGUCAAACCACAGCCUGUUGCCAAAGUAUCUUAUGACAAGUUCCUACCAAAGUUCUGGACGCCCGAAGAAGACGUUCACAUACAGAAGAUCAAACUGGGCUCUCAGAGGAGACCCUGGUACAAGAAGAUACAAGGCUUCAGCCAUAAGAAGUCGGGCUCUUCGUCAGAUGAUUCAGACUGUGACGUCAGUCCUUGGCUCUCCUCUGCCCCCUCUCCCUCCGGCCCCUUUCACUCUCAUUCCCACACACACGAGGCCUCGGCUCACACCACCCUUGUUGUGGCGAAAAGUCCUCAUAUUCAAGCACACACUGUCCCUCAUCUCCCCAAGAUACAGCCCCCUCUGUUAGAGACCCCCCCUCUGGUGUUUGCCCCAGUGGACCCCGCCUCGGGUCCCAGACUGGUCAAAUGUGAGAGGUGGCCACUCCUGGGGCGCCAAGACCCCCGGGAGCCCCCGGACCGUUUUGAUUACGAGAGCAUUUUCCCUGACUUGGCGAACGAUGACAUGUUUACCAGGCGAACCCUUGCCUUCCAGUCUAACACAGACUUGGCUAUGAUGAAGACUCAGCUGUCCGUCAACCGUCGUCGCUACACGUCUGAGCCGCAACUCAACAUCGUCACCCAGCGCCACAGCUGUGUCAGCACCGACGAGAACGAUUUCCCGGACAUCGAGCAGGAUGAUAUGGUUUAUCGUAAGGAGAAAAGCCAGCAGGCUCAGCAGCGGCGGCCUCUCUCAGGAGCCCCUGACAACUAUGCCCCUAUGCCCAUCCCAGAGCCGUGGGAUCUGCCUCCUGAUCUCAAGGCCAGACUCCUGUGCCCCCCGUGUCCUCUGACCCAGGAGGCAGCGGCAAACAAACAGAACCAGGCCGAGAAUGAGACUCGUCCUAAAACAGAUGACAUGCUUGUCCGGAAACUUGGAGGUUGUUCUGAUCAGAGCCAGAGCUCGCAGAUGACGCCUUCAGUGCCUUCUUCCUGUAGCAAAGGUGACCUGCAGAGAUGGCAGGCUAUCAGGGAAGCCAGUCAGCUCAGACAUAGGAAGAGGCUCAUGGUGGAGAGGCUGGCUGCUCUGAGGUCAUAAAAACAGAUUGCCUGUUAGUUUCUCCUUACUUUGUAGUCUGUGAAAACUCAUUUCAAUCUUGAAAUAUUUUCUGUGUGAUGGUGAAGUGGUCUCAACUGCAUGAUGAUCCAACUUGUAAAUGAUUGAUAUGAAGGCCGUCACUCUCAUAGAUGGGAGUUUUAUCUAUUUAAACUCUUCUUUAUGGCCACUAACCUUGGUGCGUUAGGCAUUCAUUGUCACGGUCAGUCACAUAAACUGGAGCAGAAACAGCUCAGAGCUUUUUGUUGUGUAUUAAAUGUAGAAAGAAGCUGUAAUGAAAGUCCCUAUGACAUCGUCACCAUAGGGCCAUUGGUAAUGGUUUUCUGCAUGGUUUUACUUUAGCAACACAGGGUAUGUACAUGCUGAGUGGCAAGACUGUACAUGAAGCUACUGUGGUUUAGAAGUGUGAUUUCUUUUUUUUCUUUUUUUUUUAACAAAACGACACAAAUCUCCAACAUCAUCAACCAAAGUGAGCUAAGUGCAUCACGAGGUACAACAGAUUCUGCAUUUUAUCUUUGGUUUUGUUUUCCUAUCAGACCGAGUUUGCCUGUGAGUGGAACAAAUAUGCAAGACUAAUAAAGAAAAAUAAGAGACUUCAUGAUCUUGUGAUGGAUUGAAUUGGUUGGUUGUUGAUCUCACCGAACACCUACAAGUGACACAAAUCAGACCGGAGUUCAAUGUUGAUCUCCUCAACAGAGGGAACUUUACACUGACAUGUAAAGCUCAAAGUGCAGCAGCAGGAGAGGGUGGAAAGAUUGAAGCCUGAGUAAUAUCCAAACAUAACGUCCUGAACAUUUGACAGCACCAAGCGGGGAAAUUUAAUGUAGUCCUGCGUGUUGAGCCGAUAUGAAAGCCUAUAGAAAUUCCCCAUGGCUUCGAAAGAAGAUGAGACUCCAUAGUAACCUGAACACAAAUCUGCACUGAAGUGUUUGCACAUGAACAGACGCACACAUGCACGCACAAAGCAACCAUUUAACAUUGAGUCAAGGCCAUCUGGAUUUACUUCACUUCCAUAUGUAAAGCCAUGUUUCCAGUGACAUCAUGUCGGAGUCUCCAAAAAGGCAGCAUUGUUUAGAGGAGCAAAUAUGUCUACACGCUAAAUGUCAGGGUAGGGAAAGGUGGUACUGUGCUGCAGGCCUGCUAUACACACAUCUUAAACGCUAACUUCUUCAGUGUAUAAAGUGAUAAGCAUGUUUUAGCUGGGUUUACACACAUUUUGUGGCCCACCAGCUGGGGUUGAGUUGGUCUAAAAAUCACUAAUUGGCCUGAAGCUCUUGACAAGACAACGCUCAGACUCCGGGUCAAAGGCUUUUCUGCAGAAAUGUGACUUUUGUUGUGUGUUG